AUCACUGCUGUGGCACUGUCUCCACUUGGGAAUUCAAAGAUGGCACGAGAGCUUCAUGCGUGCCUCGUACGCUACUUUUUACGUCUAGAAAGAUUGGACGACAAAUGGAGAGAAUUAUUGAAGAAGGCUGAGAGAUCGCUCGAAGGUCUAGCUAAUCGAACGGAGCAAUUGCGACAUGUCACGAAUGAAAAAAUAGACGGAGCAGAAGAUAGCAUAGAUCAGGAAAUGCGAGAAAGACUGAUAUUUAAAAUCCUUAUGGGCCUCGAGGAAGAAAUUGCAUUUCUCUUGAAUAUCCUGACGCAAUUUAAUGAUGCAAAUCAGGAUUUGAAGAAUUAUUUGAUUAAUUUAGAAAACGCUAGAAGCAAGAUAUCUUUAAGGGACGAAAUAAUGCAAGAAUUAAUUAAGGGAACACCUUAUCGACCAGUGCUUGAACUACUCCUGCAGUGGGCUAUGGAGGGUUAUCAGUUCUUUCAUAACAUGUAUCUUCGUAUCAGUGAUUGUAUUAAAUCAAUUGAUUACAAGAUAGAGGAGACUGUUAACAAUCUGAUUUCUUCUUUUGUGGAAGAGGAUCAUGGAAGGAAGAAUAUAAAUAAAAUCCUCGCUUUUACGCAAUUUUUGGAUAAGGAGAGUCUUCAUUAGAAAGGAAGAGAUACAUGGAUCCAAUGAAGCAAGGAAGUUCAAGUGGAUAAAAUUA
Messenger RNA from Mycetomoellerius zeteki, 694 nucleotides. RefSeq lists its product as uncharacterized. The record is from RefSeq and is a predicted model, not a curated record. Lineage: Eukaryota; Metazoa; Arthropoda; Insecta; Hymenoptera; Formicidae. Bases 40 to 639 code for a protein of 199 amino acids. The transcript is spliced from 5 exons.